AUGGCGUCGAGUCUAAAUCUUUCGGCCUCGUCACCUCAUGCCGAUGAUGUACCAUCUGUCUAUUUUUCUGGUAUAUGCCAAACUAUUUCUGUUAAAUGUCAACACCGAAAUGAACAAGGUGGCCUUUCGUGUUCAAAUAAUCUCUAUACGUCUUGUCCCCAUUGUCAUUUGUUACUUUGUAUAAAUCACAUUCAUGAACAUGAAAAUCUUCUCCGUUAUGAAAUUGAACAAUUAAUUAAUGAAACUAAUAUUGUCAAAGCAAACAUUCGAGCAUUAACUACACCACAAUCCCCGUUUGAUGAACAAAAACAACGAACACUAUGUGAAUUAUUAGAACGUUGGUCAACAGUAGGGAAAAUAUCGAUGAGUCAAGCAGCUUUAAUUCAACAUCAGUGUGUUUAUGGAACGACGAGUAGUACAAAUAAUAACAACAAUAAUAUCAACACUACGAAUAAAGCCUACAAACAGGCACAACAAUCUCAACAUGUUAUUCAGCAGCAGAAUGCACACCUCCACCAACAUCAACAAUCACUAACACAAAGUACGAAAAAACGUCGUAGUGGAAAAAAUAAAAUUGUCACACUUUUAAUGAAGAAUGAAAAUGGUGAAUAUGAAUGUCCAAAUGUCCAAUGUCGAAAAUCACUCAAAUGUCAAGGCAUCACCGCUCAUGUAAAAGCAUGUGCUGUUGAAUGGCUUAAAGAAAAUGGACAAUAUCUAGCGAUGAACUAA
Messenger RNA from Didymodactylos carnosus, 729 nucleotides. Lineage: Eukaryota; Metazoa; Rotifera; Eurotatoria; Philodinida; Philodinidae. The record is from the annotation of a GenBank genome assembly.